UAAGAUAGUUAUUCCAAGUGCAGAUGUUUCCCACUUGUAUGAAUGGAUGCUGGGUGUCCCCUGCUGCUUGCAUGUGUGCAUAUUAUGCUUGACACUAAUAUUGUACUUGAUGAGUGGCAGGAAGUCAGUACUGAAGUUGAACUCUUAUUUUCUAGCAGCUGGGCUCAAGAUCCUUGGUGUGCCUUCUGCAGUUCUGGCUGCGCUCUUCAAGUUCUUCAAGGAAGAAAGUGCCUUCAAACACCUGUGCACCUGGGAAUCCAGGCAUCUGCUUCACUUCAGAAGAAGCAUUCAUGAUUCAUUUCAAGAAGACUUGAGCAGGAAGAACUGAGCUUCAGGUAUACCGCAGGUACCUUGCAUUGCAGAUGGGUUAGAAGAGAGAAGAGCUGCUUCAUGGGAUUUUAUCACAUUUUUCCUGAAAGUCCCACACACAGGUGAGUCCCCACAAUAUUUAGAAGCCAUUUCCCAACCUUUUUAAUGGAAUUGAAUCAGAACCCCUGAUGAUGUGGAAGAGCCAUAAUUAGUUUGGAUGUUAAUCAUGUAUUUCGUUCCUGAGCUCAUUGCUCAAUCCAACCAUUCGACCUUGAGUAUGUGAGCUUCUCAAAUCACAGGCAGUGCUCUUGCUUUGUGAGAACAUCACCCUGAUUCAGUGAGCCUGAUGCAGGCUGCAGCCACUCAGUGUUCUUGUGAAGGCCUAUUUGUGUGACUGGUCUCUGGCAUCCUUGUCCAGCCCUGCUUAGAGUAGGGGGUUAAGGGUCCAGGCAGGUACCCUGUUACUCUUGACCUCCAUUGCCAUUGGGCCUCUCCAGUGUCCCUGGACUACAGCCUGCUCUUGUGGCCUGGGCUCAGUGAAUCUGAGGUUUGGAAUCCCACUGUGUGUCCAGAUUCCAGGCCCUCCAGGAGCCUUAUAACUGGUACAACCUUUCUUAAUUUUGUUUGGGAGAAUUCUCCCACCCAUCCUCCUCCAUUCUUAUCACACAUUUUGUAACUUCACACUUGAGGACCUUUAUUCAUUGACUUAGUUCUCAGUGAUGAUGGUUGCUAAGACUUUGUCGCUCAUUCAAGGUCAUACCACUUGCAUGGUAGGUCUAGAGCACUAAUCUUCCUAAUAUAGUUUGCAGGACUCUCUCAUUUAGGCUAUGACUGCCUCUGAAACACACACACUACAUUUGGAGUGUCAAAACUCUUAAUAUUGUUUCUUUGGCAAGUAUGCAUUCUCUUCCAAUUUGGAAUGUCUUAAACAUUCCCAUUUGGAUGUUUGUAGAGGUAAUGCAGGAGAAAUUUCAUUUAAAAUAUAGAAAACACAAAAAUAACAGUCCUAUUUUUUACACUAAGCACCUGUAAUUAAAAUCCCUUUUUUGUGCUUCUAUCAGUUGCUCCUUUGAACUUUUGCAGAAAAAUUUGCUGGAGUGCAAGGUCUCAAGAAAUAAAUGUCAAUCAUUCUGUGUUUUGAAGUGAAGAAUGUGUUCAGGAUGUGAAUGCUUUCCAGCCAAUGCCCAUUAAUGGCUUCAUCACAGGUCAAUCAGAGGGUUCUCUCGGGUAAACUGUUUUAUAUCAGUAACACAGGCACCAGCCCCUGCAGUGUGUGCCUAGCCAUUUCCCCACGUGGGCUGACUUGGCACUUUUCAUUCCUCAUGACUGACACUGUGUAGUCAUUUGAGUGUGUCUGUGGCCCAGAUGUGAUCUGUGCGGCCAUCAUGCUACAGUCCUGGUGCAGGCAGGCCCUAGGCUGCUCCAACAAACCCUGCAAACUAGGUGCCAUACAGCAGAAGAGAGGUCUUCUGUCUAGUUCCAGAGGCUCCAGGCAAGAAGUGUGGGCUCUCCCAGUGCCACAGUCCCUCACAGGGUUCCCAGGUAGUGUUCUCCCCAACUCUCCCAGCUCAUUCCCACUAUCCUGCUACUGCCCACAAUCUGUUUUCCUUUCUGGGCCAUCCAGUCUCUGCUUCAAACCUCAAACAGCCUGUUUACCCCAGCCUUUCUGGGUCUCUUUGUCCAAACUCCCAUUUCUACAAGAAUUGCAGACAUUGGAUUUGGGACCUGUUUAAACUGUGUUCCUUCAUGUGACCUCUCCUUAGCUUCAUCAGUGUGUAAAGACUGUUUCCCCACAAACUAGCACCCACUUUUGGGUGAACGAGAAUUUUCAGGGGACACUCUUCUCUCAAGUACACUGGCCUUAUUUCAGAGCUCUCCAAACUGAGACUUCCUGGUACCCCUUGUCCUUAUUGGUGUCAUGGUAGGUUUCAUCUUCCUGACUGAGAGGAUCUAGUGACCUGGCAAUUCACUCUCUCUGAAAACAGCAACACUCUGCAGUGUUCCCCAAGGGCUCUGCAGAGCUUUGCAUUUGAGCUACUCUCUGACGUGUGCAACAUGUCCUAGAAAAUGGACUGACCCCCUCCUGCCUGAAAGCCCAAUGCUUGAUACCCUUUGAAGUGGGAACUUGAAGACAUGAUCAGGCCAUGGAGUCUCCUCAUUUGGGAAGGGGCUACUCAAAGAAAUCCUUGUUCCUGUUUUACCUUCUGCCACAGGAGGACACAAGAAGGUUUUCAGAUGGUGAAAAUGAUCUGUUUCUGAACACGGAUGAGCCCUGUGGGAUAGAGACGCUUGAAGGUAACAGAGAGGCAGAGCUCAUGAACCAGCUGGUGCCUGUCUUUUUUGGUAGGAACCCCGACUGGGGCAGCACCUUCAGGUCUAUUUACUCAGCUUUCAUCACCAGCCAGCAGGUGCUGGAGCUGCUCUUCCCAAGUGCCGUGCCCAUCAACCCGGGUACCUGGAUGGAGCAGUACAGCGAGGCUUUCCAUCAGCCUCUAGGCCUCAUGAUUCUCCAGCUGCUGCUGCCUUACCUUCAACUGUACAUGGGUGGCUUGAAUCUGGAGCGCCAAGCACACCACCUGCUGGCACAGCUGGAGGAUGGCAAGUCCAGCGAGGCAGAGCCUGAGUUCCAGGAGGCCUGGGCUACAGACUCACUUCCAAUGCCCACCCCAGGGCUAGAGCCUCAUCAAGGAGCUGCUCUUGUGGCCAGUGAAGGAGCAGCACCAUCGCCAGAGGCAGAGCUCAAGUCCAGUACCCCCAAGGUCUCUGCUCCGAGCUCCACAGUACCUCUGUACAACCAGCGAGUGGGAGACAGCUGCUCCAUUCAUGUCCAUCUAGAAAAUCAAAGGCGAAUGGAGUAUAAGAACAUCGUGGUGACCUGCCAGGAUAGGGCACCCGCGGUCAUACGGAGGGCCUUACAAGAACACUUGCUCAAUGAGGAGGAUCCAGAGGACUUUGAGCUGCUUCAGAUUGUGUCGGAGCAUAAGAUGCUGAGGAUCCCUGCUGAUGGCAAUGUGUUUUAUGCCAUCAAUCCCCGCGUGGACUUUGAUUUUGUCCUCAGGAAAAGAGUCACCAGGAAGUGGGCCAACAGCAAGACAAAGGAGUUCUUGGAGUCCACUUCUUUGGUGACUCCCAGGAUACCACAAGCUGUGAGCAGCAGCUCUUCAGUGGCAGCCAGACCACUGCCCCAGGCCACUGAAAGCAAGGACUCCGGUACCAAUAGUGUCACCAACAGCAGUUCCCUACUGCCUCAUUACAACGAGCAGGCAGAAGACAGCAGCUUCAUACAGGUCCACCUGGAGGAGCAGACCAGGAGAAAUUCACAGCACAUCCUGUUGUCAGAAUCAACUUCUGAGGCCUCAGCCAUGGAGUGUACCAUCAGCCCAGCCUCCAGUCACAUCUCUUCUCAACAGGCUAGGCCCAACCCGACGGCCACAAAACACAUGAAGAAAUCCAGGGCCAUCGGAUACAUAACGGGCAGAUGCUCAUGGCCCCGGUCCAAGAAACAGGUGAAAGACAGCUGCCUCAUAAAUGUCAGACUGGAGCACCAGAAUGCAAAGGAUGGCAAGACUAUCCUGGUGACAUGCAACGACAGGGCUCCUACGGUCAUUCGCAGGGCCCUGGAACAUCACUUGCUGAUGCAGGAGAAGCCACAAGACUAUGAACUGGGACAAAUCAUCUCCCAACAGCACAAAAUGAAGAUUCCAAAGAAUGCCAACGUCUUUUAUGCGAUGAAGCCACAUGUCAGGAGAGACUUCAUCCUGAGAAAGAGGACCUAUCCUCAGGAUGAAAAGGAUGACUGGAUCCCUCCCCAACCUCCCUCUUAUGAGGCAACUCAGGUGCGACAUCACCGCUGGAACCUGUGGACAAGAAUCUGCUCCUGUCUCUCUGGGCAGUGCUAAAGCAUUGCAUCAUGGAUGAUCAAUGAGAUUGAUUUCUAAAAUGUUUACUCAUCAAUUCCAUACAUAAUUGGACCUUAAGUCUUUGUUAUUAAAAUAUGUUUCUGUAUUCUGA
Molecule: messenger RNA, 4320 nt
Organism: Sciurus carolinensis (gray squirrel)
Lineage: Eukaryota; Metazoa; Chordata; Mammalia; Rodentia; Sciuridae
Product: ral guanine nucleotide dissociation stimulator-like
Exons: 12
Coding region: 2454-4208 (584 amino acids)
Biological process (GO): signal transduction
Source: RefSeq, a predicted model, not a curated record